AUGCAGUGGACGAACUUUCUGUGCCCUCUGAUCGCCUUGCAGGCUAGCCUGAGUGCUGCCUGGGGCACCCACGUUAAGAGAGGAUCGGAGACCAAUGCCACCCUGUUGGCCUAUGGACAGAACUCUUCCGCUUACCCCAUUGCUUAUGGGCUCAGUGACGGUCUUCUCUACAUCGCCCAAGAUCCGGAGAACACUGCGGCGGACCUGACUCCUAUGACCUGGGAUCUGCCCUCCAUCACUGAUGAGUGCUGGAUCGUGAACGGCACGUUUAUGAACGGUACUCGGGCAGGAUCCCUCUAUAUCCGACCGGAAAGCGACAACUGUCUUGGCGUGCUGCCUUUUGCCCAGGCUGAGGGGUUGAAUGGUGUGGUCACGGGCUUUGGCCUCUUUGCAUCGCAGCUGGUCUACAACAACGAUACCCAGCUGGAAGCACAGUUCUGGGCGUCGAAGACAGACAAUGAAGAUGUCUACAAGCUGGUGUGGGUGGAGGACUCUUCGCAGAUUGCGAGCGAAAGCUUUCCCGUCGUGGUGAAGGCGUCCGAGGACUCGACCUGA
This is a messenger RNA of Aspergillus welwitschiae, 555 nucleotides long. RefSeq lists its product as uncharacterized. Bases 1 to 555 code for a protein of 184 amino acids. The record is from RefSeq and is a predicted model, not a curated record. NCBI's taxonomy places the organism in Eukaryota, Fungi, Ascomycota, Eurotiomycetes, Eurotiales, Aspergillaceae. The transcript has 2 exons.